GGGGGGAGGGAGAGCAGCCGAGUGCUGAGAGGAUCGAUCGGCCGGGCCGCAGCGCGCCGGAGCGCACCGCACCGCACCGCACCGCACCAGGCCGGGCCGGGCGCGGGGCCGCCAUGUCACUGCUGCCGCGGGGCCGCCGCUGCGCGGUCGCUGCCGCCGUCAGGCGGCUGCUGCUGGGGCCCCUGCGCCGGGUGUCUGCAAGCCAUGUGUGUAACCAGUAUAGAACAUCGGGUUCAUUGCCAGAAGAAAAAAAAGAAUUUCUGCAGAAUGGACCAGGCUUACAAGACUUUGUAUCAGGGGAUUUGUCAGACAAGAGCGCAUGGGCUGAGUAUAAAGGCAAUUUAAAGCUCCAGAAAGGAGAGAGGCUGCGACUUCCUCCAUGGCUGAAAACAAAGAUUCCUAUGGGAAAGAACUAUAAUAAACUAAAGAAUACCUUGAGAAGUUUAAAUCUUCAUACGGUAUGUGAGGAAGCACGUUGUCCUAACAUUGGAGAAUGCUGGGGAGGUGGUGAAUAUGCUACAGCUACAGCUACUAUUAUGCUGAUGGGUGACACAUGCACUAGAGGUUGCAGAUUUUGUUCAGUAAAGACAGCAAAAAAUCCACCUCCACUAGAUCCUGAGGAGCCUUACAAUACAGCAAAAGCUAUAGCUGAAUGGGGCUUGGAUUAUGUCGUAUUGACAUCUGUGGACAGAGACGAUAUUCCGGAUGGUGGAGCAGAACAUUUUGCAAAGACAGUCUCUCAUCUGAAAGAAAGGAAUUCUAAAAUUCUAGUAGAGUGCCUAACUCCUGAUUUUCGUGGGGACCUUAAAGCUGUGGAGAAAGUAGCAUUGUCAGGACUAGAUGUAUAUGCCCACAAUGUGGAAACUGUUCCAGAAUUACAGAGGAAGGUCCGGGAUCCCCGAGCAAAAUUUGAGCAGUCCAUACGCGUCCUGCAGCACGCUAAAGAGGUCCGACCUGGCAUAAUUUCUAAAACCUCCAUUAUGUUGGGGCUAGGCGAGACGGAUGAACAAGUAUAUUCAACAAUGAAGUUAUUGCGUGAAGCCGAUGUAGAUUGUUUGACCCUAGGACAAUACAUGCAGCCAACAAAACGUCACCUGAAGGUUGAGGAAUAUAUAACUCCUGAAAAAUUCAAAUACUGGGAAAAAGUAGGAAAUGAUCUUGGAUUCCAUUACACAGCUAGUGGGCCUUUAGUGCGCUCCUCUUAUAAAGCAGGUGAAUUCUUCUUGAAGAACUUGGUAGAAAAAAGAAAGACAAAAGCCAUCUGAAAAGGAUAGUAAACCUAUUUGCAGCAGCCAGUUCUAAGGAUCCUUUUCAGCCCAUAUGCUCAGUUCCAGAAAUACAGAAGACCAGAUGGUGGAUGCAUGAAUAAACUUACUAUCUUUUUAGAACUUUUCUGUCACCAAAACACUUCACAUUAAUUUACCUAAUUCUUCCUGGCAAGGGUACAACUACUAGUUGGACUAGUAGUACUUUACUGUUCAAUAAACAGUGAGAAGAUGGAACCUAAAGAAGGUAUUGAUAAAACUAAUUUUUUAAAGAGCAAAGGAACUGAGGUGGAAGAAACACAAGCUGAAGGUAUGAAAUUUAAGUAAACAAUGUUGUUACUACUAUCAAUAUUGCCACAAUUAGAUUCUUGUAAAGAUGCUAGUAACAAGUAAUUAGAAAGGCACUGAUACCUUGAUACAUAUGUUACCAUUACUAUGUAACAUGAAUUUUCAGGGACUUUGGGAAACCUGGGAGCUCCAAAGAAAGAGUGUAUAUAUGACAAAAGACCCUAUUAAGGCUAUAUUGAAUCACACCAGAGAAAACAUCAUUAAUAUGCUUCAAGAGACAGUGUCUUAAACUGUAUCUGAAGAAAAUUAGCUAACCAUUCUGAUAGUUAAUGCUUUUCAGGUGCUUGGGUGUCAAAGGAUGAGCAGGAUUAGUCUGUGGCAAGCCAGUUAACCAUAUAUAGGUGUCAUAACUUAAACCAUAGGGAAAAUCAAAGUUGCUGUAACAGCAUAAGUAGAGCCACUCCUAGUUUGGGUCUAAGACUGUAACAAACCCAACUGAGUUGCACACCUGCUUCUUCAAAACUGGGUAUGCAGAACUGUUGAUAUUCUGUACUGUACUGCUGUUUCAUGGGUAUUGUCUUAUUUUUAAAGCAAAAUUUAAUAGCUGGUCUAAGGUUUUGUUGGUCAUAUUUGGUCUGGUUACCUAUCCGCCUUGAGGCUUGGUCUGGCUGUUAAAUCUGAAUGCAACAGAGAAAUGAAUUGCAUUGUGGAUGAAAUGUGAAAACCAUUAUAUAUAUUUUUUUAAUCGUAGCAGAAAUAAAAGUAUAGCUUAUGGUACACUA
Messenger RNA from Dromaius novaehollandiae (emu), 2335 nucleotides. RefSeq names its product lipoic acid synthetase (gene LIAS). NCBI's taxonomy places the organism in Eukaryota, Metazoa, Chordata, Aves, Casuariiformes, Dromaiidae. Gene Ontology annotation, biological process: lipoate biosynthetic process. The record is from RefSeq and is a predicted model, not a curated record. Gene Ontology annotation, cellular component: mitochondrion. Bases 114 to 1265 code for a protein of 383 amino acids. Gene Ontology annotation, molecular function: 4 iron, 4 sulfur cluster binding; lipoate synthase activity. The transcript has 11 exons.